AUGCCUCGAGUCGCUCAGAACCCACGCGGGAGCAGCGUAACGAGCCGUGCUGGGAGCAGAGUCACCUCUGGUUCCAUGCAAAACUCCCCCUUCAAGUCCCCCGUCAAGAUUCCCCUCAACGACGAUGCCGAGGAGAAAGCGCGCCGGCUGCAUUCGCGCCAGGCCCUCCAGGAGGCCCAUGUCAACAAACUAAAGGCCGCUGCUGCAACCCCACUGCGCAAGCAAAGUGUCAAUCUCAAUGACCUCGAGAACGAGACACCCGCAUCGCCUCCCCAACGACAGAAGACACCGCGCCCAAGGCAACGGGAUAUGCCUGGGCCUAGCGCUAGUGCCGGUGCCGGUGCGGACGACGACGAUGUUGUGGUCUCGGGUACAGCCGUCACGCCUAUGAAGCGUCUCCCGAUCUUGGCCAACUUUGAGGAGUGGAUGAAGAUGGCCACCGACAACAAGAUCAAUGCCGCCAAUUCUUGGAACUUCGCCCUGAUUGAUUACUUCCACGACAUGUCGUUGCUGAAGGAGGGUGACGGCGUCAACUUCCAAAAGGCCAGCUGCACUUUGGACGGCUGUGUCAAGAUUUACACGAGCAGAGUCGACAGUGUUGCUACCGAGACCGGAAAGCUUCUCAGUGGUCUGGCCGAUAGCAGAGACAGCAAGAAGAAGAAGGAUGGCGGCGAAGAUGGUGAAGGUGAGGAGACCGAUGAGGAAGAAGUGGAUGAAGAUGGCAAUGUCCGCAAGAAGACGAAGCGAAAGGCUCAGCGAUCUUCUGAGGCCACGUUGGCCCCCUCUUUCGCUUCGUUGCAACUCAAGAAGUUUGAAUUGGAGUUUGCAGUAGAUCCCCUGUUCAAGAAAGCCUCGGCGGACUUUGACGAAGGUGGAGCCAAGGGUCUGCUGCUCAACCAUUUGAUGAUCGACUCCAAGGGAAGAAUCGUCUUCGACAGCAGUGAUGACUCUGCGGACAGCUCUGAGACGAAGAAGAAGCGAAAGAGACAGGGUGACAACGAGGAUGACGUAGAAGACGAUGAUGAAGAUGAGGAAGAAGAGGAGUUGGAGGAUGUCACCAUGAAGACGAUCGACGAGGCUGAAGAAGACGAAGAUAUCGAGAUCGAUCUGGCCCCCCUUGCUUCAAAGUUCUUCCCCGAUCUGACGCACCUGGAUGAGCUGGAUGUCUGCCCUUCACUAAAGACUUUCGAUAUCGGCGACCCGUCCGGGUCACUUGAUAUUCCGUUCCUGCGAGCUCCUGAUGACUGGCGGCAAGAGCAGGAGAGAGAGGCGGAAGAGGGCGGGCACGGCAACAAAACAGGCAUGGACAUCGACGACAACCCACUUGGCUUCGACGAUGAUGAAGGCCUCGGCAAUUUCUCCAUGGGAGGGGAUGUCGCUUUUGGCGAAGGUGGUGAGGCCUGGGCUAAAGAAGCCGCGCUGGAGCCGCAAAUGCGUGUCUUCGAUGCCGGGCUAGGCGAAGACGGGGCUGAAGAGGGCGACGGCGUCGACAUGAUGGACAACGAUGGAAAUGAAGAUUUCAACGUGUCUAUGAUGCACGCGCAAAAACCAGACAAGAUGCACGAAGACAUUCUGGCGUACUUCGACCACGCACUACAGAAGAACUGGACAAGUGCCGAGCAUUGGCGGAUAAGAAAGAUCAAGGAUGUCAACAAACCGGUACAGACAAAGCAACGCAAGGAGAAGGAGCCGUUCGAGAUCGACUUCAGCUCUCCCCUCGAUGCACCUCUUGCCGACGUUCUCUACACCCAAGCGUCUUCCAAUGCCACUAUUUCAUUACCCAAGAAGGACUGGAAGUCGAAGACGAGGAAUCUCCUUCCGGAUGACAAGCACUUCAACUCAAAACAACUUCUGAGCCUUUUCCUCAAGCCAAGAGCCCGCAUGGGUCGCCGGCGGAACUUCGGCAAACGGCACGGUGUUUUCGGCAACGCAGACGCCAAUCCAAACGUGCCUGAGGGCGAGAUGGAUGAGGCCUUCUGGGCGCGGCAGAAAGCGCCCAUGCAGAGCAUCGAGGGCGGCGAUCAAGACACGGUGCUUCCACAGGGCGACUAUGACGCGAACUUCUUCCAGGAUGACGAUCUGCCAUUUGCUGGAGGUCUUGAUGACGACGAUGACAUUGAUGAGUUCGCCGACGCCCGUGAGCAAUUCUCGCCAGAGAGAGCCAUGGAGACCAUCGGUGCUACGGGCGCUUUCAACGGUCUCACGGUUACUAACCCGGCAGACCUGGCGUUCGGUACUAUGUUGGUGACCCAGAACAGGCGGGUGCGACCAGACUAUGUCAACUAUGCCCGCGUGGCAAAGAAGGUUGAUGUAAGGAGGCUGAAGGAGGAGCUGUGGAAGGGAAUGGAUAUGGAGAAGCUCGAUUCGGUGCCACCGCCGUCUGCGCCAGAAGAAGGCAGCGUGGAGCCUCCACCGCCUUCGGCGGAUAACCCAACUCUCAAAUUCACCGAUGUGAUGAACGGCCUACAGAAGGUCUAUUCUAAGCCCGUGAUGGACGACAUCUCGACCAGUUUCUGCUUCAUCUGUCUGCUGCAUUUGGCCAACGAGAAGGGUCUCGUGAUCGAGAAGACAGACCAGCUGACGGACCUGGAGAUCAGGAAAGAUUGGAACGCACAGAUCACCGAGGGGGAUAUCUAA
Messenger RNA from Diaporthe amygdali, 2637 nucleotides. Its product is annotated as condensin complex component cnd2. Lineage: Eukaryota; Fungi; Ascomycota; Sordariomycetes; Diaporthales; Diaporthaceae. The coding region runs from base 1 to 2637 and encodes 878 amino acids. The transcript is spliced from 4 exons. The record is from RefSeq and is a predicted model, not a curated record. Gene Ontology annotation, cellular component: condensin complex. Gene Ontology annotation, molecular function: chromatin binding. Gene Ontology annotation, biological process: mitotic chromosome condensation.